GGUUGCCCUGGGCUCGUCCAACACAGGUGAUAUCCACAUCAUGGGUACUACCAAGAUUUUCCUGCUCCUUCUCUCAGUGGCCCUGUUGGCCCUGAGCUCAGCUCAAGGAACACCCAAGGAAGCCCCAAGACAGCAACCUGCUGAACCUGAACCAGCCCCAAGGCAACAAACUAGGAAAAGUAAAGACGCAGAAGAGCCAGGCGACCCACCUGAAGGAGAACCAGGUCCACCACCUGAAGGAGAACCAGGCGAACCACCUGAAGGAGAACCAGGCGAACCACCUGAAGGAGAACCAGGCGAACCACCUGAAGGAGAACCAGGUGCACCACCUGAAGGUAAGUAAUAUGUCUAUCUCUAAACACUCCUUUCUUUCCCCGUUCCUUGAGGACCCUAGACCUUGUCUCUCAUUUGAAACCAUUUGGCACAUCCACUCUUAAAGUUCAGUACCAAGAAAGAGAGGGUAAUAAUGAACUAAGAGGGUGGUCAGCUUAAAAGGCUUUGUUUUCUCUUGCCAUUGCAUAG
Molecule: messenger RNA, 522 nt
Organism: Phascolarctos cinereus (koala)
Lineage: Eukaryota; Metazoa; Chordata; Mammalia; Diprotodontia; Phascolarctidae
Source: RefSeq, a predicted model, not a curated record